UAGAAUGAAGGUCCUAUUGGUUUUCUGCCUGAUGGCAACAGCCUUAGCUUCAAUCAAAGUUCCAAAACUGAAAAAAUCCCCAUCAAUAAACAAGCCCCUAUUACAAGACGUCGGAGAACCUUUAAUUCUAACCCCCUAUUUAGAAGCAAAUAAAACUCAAGAGGCACGUGAAGCUGCCCAAGUAAAUUUAGAAGCUUUCAAAAAUAUUUCCAUCAGUUAUUCUGGCUACUUCAAUGUCGACAAGGAGAAUAACAGCAAUUUAUUUUUCUGGUUCUUCCCUUCCCAAAAUAAUUACGAAGAGGAUCCCGUCGUACUUUGGUUGCAAGGUGGUCCUGGAGAUGCCAGUAUGCUGGGGCUUUUCCUGGAGCAUGGUCCCUUUAUUGUAGAAAAUGGAAAAGUGACUCCACGUGAGUUUUCCUGGCACAAAAACCAUUCAGUAUUGUACAUAGACAAUCCUGUUGGAACUGGAUUCAGUUUUACUGAUGGUGAUUCUCUCACCAACCAAACACAAGUGGGAGACCAUCUCUAUAAAUUCCUAACUCAAUUCUUUACAAUGUUUCCAGAAAUUCAAAAAAAUGAGUUUUAUGUAGCGGGAGAAUCCUAUGCGGGUAAAUACGUCCCUGCGAUUGCUCACACCAUACAUGAAAAUAAUCCAACAGCAAGCUUAAAAAUUAAUUUGAAAGGUCUAUUAAUUGGUAAUGGCCUCAGUGAUCCAAAGCAUCAACUCAACUAUGGACCUUUACUUUAUCAGCUAGGUCUGAUUGAUAGCAAAACAGCUGAUCUUUACAAGAACUAUUAUAGUUUAGCUGUUCAAAGUAUAGAUUUUGGAUAUUAUGAGCUUGCAAGUUUUUGCUAUUACCAACUUGUUGGAGAACUAAUAGAAAAAUACACUGCAUUGCCUGAUGUUUACAAUUUUAUCUCCGAUGCAGACGACGUGCCCUCAGAGUGGCAAGAUUACAUUCAGACCGCCCAAGUGAGACAAGCCAUCCAUGUAGGAAAUCAAACGUUCGCAAGUGACAGCGAUGACGUUUAUUUCGGCCUCUACGACGAUAUCCCGAAAAGUGUAGCUCCUUGGGUUAGGGAACUCUUAAGCCACUACAGAGUUCUUAUAUUCAACGGCCAACUGGACGUUAGUGUCCCUUAUUCAACAACAGUAAACUAUCUUCAGAAUUUGAAUUUUAGUUCAAGUGCUGAAUACGCAACGGCUGAAAGGAAAAUUUGGCCAGUAGGCGGUCGAAUUGCUGGAUAUGUGAAAACUGCUGGAAAUUUGACGGAGGUUUUGGUUAGAAACGCUAGCGAUAUGGUAGCUGCAGAUCAACCAGAAGCUGCGUACGAUUUGGUUUAUAAAUUUAUUAGAGGAAAAGCUAUAGUGUGAAAUAGAAUUGAAU
Molecule: messenger RNA, 1388 nt
Organism: Ceutorhynchus assimilis (cabbage seed weevil)
Lineage: Eukaryota; Metazoa; Arthropoda; Insecta; Coleoptera; Curculionidae
Source: the annotation of a GenBank genome assembly